This is a messenger RNA of Cyanistes caeruleus (blue tit), 3521 nucleotides long. NCBI's taxonomy places the organism in Eukaryota, Metazoa, Chordata, Aves, Passeriformes, Paridae. The record is from RefSeq and is a predicted model, not a curated record.
GGCAUGUGGCUGGCCUCACCAGAGCUCCGACAGCUUUCAAGGCUGGAAGCAAGGAGAAAAAAUGUCCCAGAGCAACGUAGCCAGGGUGAAGCAUCCACUGAAAGUGAGCUUCCUGAAGGACACCCUGCUGAGCAGUUUGCAGGUUUACUUCAUGGAUCAUCACCUGCAUGUGACCCACCUGAAAAUCCUCUCCAGCUGUACAGCAAAGUAAACCUGUGCAGCGGGCCACUGGAGAAAAGCAUUUUGAGCAAGAGCGCAGCGCAGCAGAUACAGUUACGGAAAGAAAGCAGCUCUGAUCCUCCUGUUAAGAAAAAAAAGCCACCAAUUGUAAACAGAACCAUAUUUCAUACUAAAAAUAAACCAGCAGAAAAUCAUACCCUGGUUGGUGCGCCAAGGAUAAGUGAACAAUGGGUUAUUACCACUGGGGGAUUUGUGGAGAGAGCGUGCACGCUGGGCAGAAUACGAUCCUUACCAAAGACCUUGCUGGAAAUGCACUUGUGCAAAAAUGUUUCAAAGUCGGAUUCUAAUCUUAUCACCCAUCCACCAAAUGAUAAAAAAGCGAGAAGCAAUUGGAGUGAACCCACACCAAAGCCACAGUGCUCCAAAGGGAAUUCAGAGAGAACACCUUCCUUCACAUCAGAAUGGGAAGAAAUUGAUAAAAUCAUGAGUUCAAUAGAUGCUGGAAUUAAUACUGGACUGGGUGAGAUGAAAGAUCACGCUACAAGACCCCGAUGCCCUGUCCAGACAGUGGGACAAUGGUUGGAAAAUAUUGGGCUACCUCAGUAUGAAAACCACUUGCUGGCUAAUGGAUUUGACAAUGUGCAAUUCAUGGGAAGCAACGUGAUGGAGGACCAGGAUCUCUUGGAAAUAGGAAUCCUUAACUCUGGGCACAGACAGAGAAUACUCCAAGCAAUCCAGCUUCUCCCAAAGAUGAAGCAGAUCGGUCACGAUGGUUACAACCCCUCCUCUGUAGCUGAAUGGCUGGAUUCCAUUGAACUGGGUGACUAUACCAAAUCCUUUCUAAUUAAUGGCUAUACAUCGAUGGACCUUGUGAAAAAAAUAUGGGAGAUUGAAUUAAUUAAUGUCUUAAAAAUUAGCUUGAUUGGCCACCGGAAGCGUGUUCUGGCAUCUCUGGGAGACAGGCUUCACGAAGAUCCUCCUCAGAAACCACCUCGGUCAAUAACCCUCAGGGAACCCAGUGGUAACCACACUCCUCCUCAGUUGUCUCCAUCACUUAGCCAAAGCACUUUCACUACUGGUGGCUCCCUGGACGUUCCCCACAUUAUCAUGCAGGGCGAUGCAAGGAGAAGAAGAAAUGAAAACUAUUUUGAUGACAUUCCCCGCUCAAAGCUGGAGAGGCAGAUGGCACAGCAGUCUUCGGUCUGUGAGAUCUGGACCAACCAGAAUGCAGGAUAUCCUUUCUCAUCGAUUCAUCAGGUUCAUAAUACAGGAGACUGGGGAGAGCCUUCAAUUACCUUGAGACCUCCAAAUGAAGCCACAGCAUCAACGCCUGUACAGUAUUGGCAACAUCAUCCAGAGAAACUCAUCUUCCAGUCAUGCGAUUAUAAAGCAUUUUAUUUAGGUUCUAUGCUGGUAAAAGAGUUGAGAGGCACAGAGUCAACACAGGAUGCAUGUGCAAAGAUGAGGAAGUCUACAGAACAGAUGAAGAAAGUACCAACCAUUGUCCUGUCUGUUUCUUACAAGGGAGUCAAAUUUAUUGAUGCCACAAAUAAGAAUAUUAUUGCUGAACAUGAAAUCCGCAACAUUUCCUGUGCUGCACAAGACCCCGAAGACCUUUCUACAUUUGCGUACAUCACUAAAGACUUGAAGACGAAUCACCACUACUGCCACGUAUUCACUGCAUUUGAUGUGAAUUUAGCUUACGAAAUCAUUCUUACACUAGGACAAGCAUUUGAGGUGGCCUAUCAGCUUGCACUACAAGCACGAAAAGGGGGUCAUUCUUCAACCCUCCCUGAAAGCUUUGAAAACAAACCCUCUAAACCUAUUCCCAAACCACGUGUUAGUAUUCGGAAGUCAGUGCAGAUAGAUCCAUCCGAACAAAAGACUCUUGCGAAUCUACCCUGGAUUGUUGAACCUGGACAAGAGGCCAAAAGAGGCAUUAAUACCAAGUAUGAAACUACAAUUUUCUGAUAAAAAACUGUCCCCCUGUUCCUUGUUGUGCCUUGCACGCCAAGCAGUCACAGCACAGCCUUUCCUUUAUGGCAACGUUUCAAUCCAGCAGAGAGGAAGACUGCACUGUAUGAGUGGCCUUGUAACUAACAAAAAAGGCUGACAGUCAUUUCUGGUGAUGUUCUUCUUCCUGCAGCACUGAAUGAAGAAUGACACUAUAUGAAGACUUUUAAAAUUACAGUCCACAAGAGGAGUGAGAAACCUUAUUUUUCAUGCAGUUCUCCCUUGUGACUCUGCCACAGUGCUUUCUUUGAUUUCUUAUUUUAGAAUUCUACUUUUUAAAGAAAAAAAAAAACAACAAAAUGUCUCUAAACUAAUACUAAUGCUGCCUACGAGUAGAGUAUUUGAUUGGGUUUUUUAUUUAAAUCUUGGCAGUUUUUAAUUGAAAUAGAACCAGAAUUAAUAAAUAGAUUAUUUGUGAAACCACUGAAUUCAUUAAUAAUUACUGUGUUGAAUAAAGAACUCAUUAAAGUGAUGAGAAAUUAGGCACCCUGAUUUCUGUGUGCGCUGAUUUUAUAUGUAAUCAUUGAUGUCCUUUGAUCCUCUACAGAAAUAAAAACCUCUUGCAUCGUAGCAAAGGAUCAGAGUUUUAUGAAUGGUUAGAAAAAGGUAUUAAUAAUGCACAGAAAACAUUUAUUAGAUAUUUUUAUGGAAGAGAAGUACUAUAGGAAAACAUAUGAAUAUUUAUGGAAGGAAGCCAGAUUAAUUAUGAGAAAUACUGUUUAUUUUAAAGUUAAGUAAAUGACUGCUAUUGCAGCAUUAUGAAAAUUAUAAGAGUUGUAGCAUCAGUGCACUAGAUGUUCUGUGUGAUCAGUCUGGAAUGAAAGUGGAAUGGUCAUUCUACUACACCUACAUAUAGUUUAUGCAGUUCAACAUUGCUAUAGCCAUGAAUUCUACUAGUAUUUUUAAAAAAUAAUCUCAGUGGUUCUAAAAGAAGUAAAAAACCAUGGAUUUUGCUAUCAAGAUUUCUGUCACAGAAAGCUUGUUUGGAAGAGUAUUGAUAAAAUUCUACUGCAAAACAUUUUCUAAAUAAAAACAGCAAGAAAAAGAAAAAAAUUCCAAAGUAAUACAAACGUUUUCAUGAAACAAAAAAAAAUUAAGCAUUUGCUUAAUAUUUGGUUAAACAAGAUUUACUUACUUUUUCUUUAAAGUGUUUUAAUUUUUUUAAUGUCUGUGGAGUAUUUGUAUAAUACCAUGAUGUAUAUUUAUGUAGAACUGAAAUUAUAACAGUAAAAUUAUCAUUAUAGGAGAAAAAUGACAUUUUAACGUAUAUUGUUCUAUCCAGUCAAAUUGUGAAUCAUUUUGAAGUUCAUUAUAGAGAUAUUGAUAAA